Apis dorsata (giant honeybee) is the source of this 2993-nucleotide messenger RNA. Its product is annotated as protein THEM6-like. The record is from RefSeq and is a predicted model, not a curated record. The transcript has 5 exons. Bases 782 to 1444 code for a protein of 220 amino acids. Lineage: Eukaryota; Metazoa; Arthropoda; Insecta; Hymenoptera; Apidae.
UCUAUUUUUUACGAUAAUUCCCCGCAAACAUCUAUGCAACGCACGACCAUAGUUCGAUCCCCCCAUUAAAAAAGGCGGCAAGGAUUUUGACGUCAACGCGCAGCAAGGUUUCGCCUCCCACUAGGAACGGUAGGCUUCGUGGUUGGAAAUCCUCGGCGCAGAUGCGACUUCGGAAAGGGACGUUCCGACGCCCGUAACGCUCACCACGACAUCGAAACCGGGGAACGCGGUUGAUCAGCAGUUUCUGAGAUGUCGACACGAACGCAUACUUCUUGCCGUUAAUUCUGCUCCGUCUACGUGUGCUCCUCGCGCGUGUCCCUCGUGCGUGUGCGCGUGUAAGUAGAUAAGCAUGUGCGGAUUCAUGUGUCGCGUAUAGUCAGCCACAGGACGUCGCGCAUCCUCGAUAUUUCCACCUGACGGGCACCCGCCAGGUAUAUUCGUGCGUAUAAAGAAAAAAAAAGAGGAAGAAGAAGAAGAAGAAGAAGAAGAAAAGAAAAGGAAGGAAACGGUUUGACGCUUUGAUCGGGAUAUGUGCCGAUGCGUCUCAUAAUGGGACUGCUCGCCAUGCGACGUCGGUCCACCUGCUAUCCUUUGUCAUGCUAAUUGUGCAACCUGACUUCCCUUCCACGAGAAGCGAACGAGGAAACACCGUACGUCUCGACCGACGAAUCGAUAAAGCGGGGUGUGGCUUUGCAACGGUGGAGAAUUUCCAAAGUCUGACCACGCGGGGAUCUUGUUCCCGAUUCAAUCCAAGAACGGACGGAAUACGAGAUUGAUCAGGAUGAUAGCCUGCUGGGUAUUGACCGGUGUAUUCGGAGCUAUCGUGUUGCUCUACGGAGUGAUAGAGGUCCAUUAUUUCCUUCGCAUGUUCUUCAUCGUGUUCUUCGCGCGUUUCUGCAAGAAAAGAGUUCGCAUCCUCGACGAGACCACUGUAUACGGUAUCUGCACCACGACGGACGUGGAUCCAUUGCUCUCCCACAUGAACAACGCGAGAUAUCUUCGCGAGCUCGAUUUCGCCAGGGCGGAUUUUUACGAAAGGACGAACCUAUAUCGCGAGAUAUGCUCGCAAGGGUCGGGCGUCGUGCAAGGAGCGGCGACGAUACGUUAUCGUCGUUUCCUGAAACCUUUCACCAUCUUCAAAAUAACUUCUAAGAUUAUAUAUUGGGAUGAAAAAUCCAUAUUCAUGGAGCAUCGAUUCAUUACGACCAGCGAUGAAUUCGUCAGGGCUAUCGCUAUAUGCAGGCAGAAACUUUUGGACUGUAACGCCGAGACUAUCAUCAGUACUCUAAUGGAACGGGGCGUGAAGCAAAACGUAGAGGCGGGUGCACCACAGAUACACAACGUGAGACCGCAAAUGCCACCGGAAGUCGCCAGGUGGUUGGAGAGUAACGAAAUCUCUUCGGCGCUUCUUCGCCAGAGUGCCGCGGUGACCACGCAUUGCUGACAAAAGGAGGACGCGGCGUCCACCACAAAUGGCGCCGUCUCCACUUCCGUGUACGCGACUACGGCCGUCUAAGGUCGAAGAUUCGAUCGAUGCUGGCUUUCGUUGAUCGUGAAGGCGUUAAUGAAAUCUUCCACGUAGCCGUUUCCUCGCUCGAACGGCAUACGAGAUAGCUUCGAAUCAAUUUUUUAGGUGAACAAAUUACGGGUGAUCGUUAAGUUUGAAGCUUUUAUCGAUUGCGAGUCCGAUGGUUCAGACAUCAGAUGGUCAAGAGGGGCGAUCGGGCAGCUUGAUAUUGCCAUUUGUCCGCCUGAAAAUUUGGUUUAACGUUAUUUGGUUUAGCGUGGUUCCGAUGUGUAUAAAUAUGUAUACAUACGUACAUAUAUAUAUACAUGUAUACGUAGCCGAUGUCAAAAAAAAGGAAGGAAAUUGUUUUGGAAGAACGAUAAAGAAGGAAAAAUUUAAGAGUACAAAGGCUAGACAGAGAUGUGAAAUUAUUUUAAUAGGCAAUAGUAUAUGCGCGACUAUCGGACUAUAAGGUGUGAUCAUUCCUCGCACGAGAGGGAAGAAUUUAUUUACAGAAUUUAUUUGAUAGAUUCCGUGAUUUUCAAGAUGCUUUACGAGAAAUCUGUCCAGCAACCGUGGAACGGACUGCUAGAUGGGCGUCGAGCAAGGUUACAGAUACGAAACCAAUGUGUAAUCCAAAGGAGCUUCCAAAAUUAAAAAAGAGCACCAUUUGUUAAAUAUUCUUCGUUGAAAGUAAUCGCAAGACGCGAGGCGUUAUUUACAUUUUUUAUUAUAUAUAUAUAUUAUAUAGUAUAUAUAUUGUACAUAUAGCGAUUGGCGCCGGUAAUGAUUUCCGCGAGAGACAGGGAGAGGGGAAAGGGAGAGAUAGAGAGAGAAUAAAUUAAUAGAAUUCUCCUGAGGAGCUGUUUCGUCGAUGAUAAAUAAAUAAUAACAAUUUAUAUAUUUACGAGCGCGUUAAGAGACAAGAGUACUUCUAUAACGUGUUACAGGUGCCUUUACAAUACGUGAUGGAUAUUCGCUUUUUUACGAUUAUUGAAUAAUUAGACCGUGGCAUCGAUUUGCCACGCGUCGUUGUAAUUUUAAAUUCCAUUUGUUAUCAUUACUGCAUUUAUUAUUAUUAUUAUUUUCUAUGAUAGGACGUCCGGCAAUCGGGAGUUAAAAAAAAGAAAUUGUAUGCGACUCUCGCGUGAUUAAUUUUUUUUUUUUUAAAUCGUGUACAAUCCUUGUUACCGACGCCAUUUGCGACGAACAAAUUCAUUAAGAUGUAUUUCAACUUAAAUUUCGAAGUAAAUCGGUAUUCGUAGUUUCGUCAUUGAAAAGUAGCCGACGACGUAGCGAGUCUCGAAACACAGCUAAAUAGAAUUGUCCACGUGAAUAUACGUGGACACGUUAUUAUACUUCUAGAUGAUAAUAGUGCCAUUUUUUUUGUCAGAUAAUAUUGUGUUGAUCAUGUCGUUAAAGAUACCAUUAUCCAGGAGUAAGAAUAAAUAUUCCUUAGAUGGCUAAUGUUUUCUCGUUGAAAAAA